This is a messenger RNA of Camelina sativa (false flax), 669 nucleotides long. Lineage: Eukaryota; Viridiplantae; Streptophyta; Magnoliopsida; Brassicales; Brassicaceae. The record is from RefSeq and is a predicted model, not a curated record.
AUGGUAAAUCGUCAGGUUGGAACCUACACGGUCCCUACUCUGAACAUCUCCAAUUGUGUUAUUGUCACUCUCACCGAUCAAAACUACGUUCUAUGGAAGAAUCAGUUUGAGACUUUCCUAGCCGGUCAAGGUCUGCUUGGGUUCGUCAAUGGAUCCAUCUCUGUUCCUCAAGCUACUGUUACUGUCACUGGAACCAACGGUACUUCAUCAGUAAGGCCAAAUCCGGAAUACCAGAGCGAGUAUCAGAACUGGAGCCGAACUGAUUCCGUUGUCAAGUCUUGGCUGCUAGGCUCUUUUGCUGAAGAUAUACUCAGCAUUGUUCUCAGCUGUACGACGUCCUAUGAGGUAUGGCAUACUCUUGCAAAUCACUUUAAUAGAGUCUCCUCCUCUAGGUUGUUUGAGCUUCAACGAAAGUUGCAGACUAUAGAGAAGAAAGAUAGGACUAUGGCAGUGUAUCUUAGAGAACUUAAGAGUAUCUGUGAUCAACUAGCUUCAGUUGGUAGCCCUGUAACUGAGAAGAUGAAGAUAUUCGCUGCACUAAACGGGUUAGGACGUGAGUAUGAACCAAUCAAAACCACUAUAGAGAAUGCUGUCGACUCUGUUCCUGGUCCUACUCUCGAAGAUGUGGUUCCAAAGCUUACAGAGUUCUCCAGGGUACUAUCAGCCUAA